This is a messenger RNA of Gryllus bimaculatus (two-spotted cricket), 1733 nucleotides long. NCBI's taxonomy places the organism in Eukaryota, Metazoa, Arthropoda, Insecta, Orthoptera, Gryllidae. The record is from the annotation of a GenBank genome assembly.
CGACGACCGCCGUCUACAGCCUACUGAUCGAAGCGCUGGACGGCGGGAACCCGCCGCUGCGAGGCUCCAUGACCGUCAACAUCACCAUCCAGGACGUGAACGACAACCAGCCCAUCUUCAACCAGAGCCGCUACUUCGCCACCAUUCCGGAGAACGCGACGGUGGGCACGAGCGUGCUGCAGGUGUUCGCGACGGACACGGACGCCGGGGAGAACGGGCAGGUGGCGUACUCCAUCAACCGGCGGCAGAGCGACCGCGAGGGCAUGUUCCGAAUCGACUCGGCGACGGGGCUCAUCGCCGUCAACCGGCCGCUCGACUUCGAGACGAAGGAGGUGCACGAGCUGGUGGUGGUGGCGCGCGAUCACGGCAUGCAGCCGCUCGAGACCACUGCCUUCGUGUCCAUCCGCGUGACGGACGUGAACGACAACGAGCCCACCAUCAACGUCAUCUUCCUCAGCGACGACGCCACGCCAAAGAUCUCCGAGUCGGCGCAGCCGGGCGAGUUCGUCGCCAGGAUCUCCGUCAACGACCCGGACUCCAAGACGGAGUACUCCAACCCCAACGUGACGCUGGAGGGCGGUGACGGCCGCUUCGGGCUGGCGACGCGCGACGAGAUCAUCUACCUGGUGAUCGUGUCGCUGCCGCUGGACCGCGAGCUGCAGCCCAACUACACGCUGAGCGUGAUCGCCACGGACACGGGCAACCCGCCGCUGCACGCCUCCAAGACGUUCCACCUGCGGGUGACGGACGUGAACGACAACGCGCCCGAGUUCGAGCGCACCGUCUACUACGCGAACGUGCUGGAGGUUGCGGACCCGGGCACGUCCGUCUUCCAGAUCCACGCCGUGGACCGCGACGAGGGCAACAACUCGGCGCUGGUCUACUCGAUCCUCGACACGCCCGACACCCACUCCACGUGGUUCCAGAUCGACCCGCGCUCGGGCCUCAUCACCACCAAGUCGCACAUCGACUGCGAGACGGACCCCGUGCCGGCGCUGACGGUGGUGGCGAUGGACAACGGCGCCACGCCGCUCUCGUCCUCCGCCACCGUGCUCGUCACCAUCCACGACGUCAACGACAACGAGCCCAUCUUCGACCAGAGCUUCUACAACGUGUCCGUUGCCGAGAACGAGCCCAAGGGACGCUGCAUCCUCAAGGUAAAUAUUCCCCUCUUCUGCUUUGCUACCAGCAUUACUUGGCUAUUCGUAAUGCGAGUGACAAGACAACGGAGGCACCACAAGUUAUGGAUGAAAGGAUUUCUCUUGGCGUAAUAAAGUCCACAAGAAACGAUCUUUUGAAAGGGAGCCUCAAAUGUAUUUCUCCGCCAACGUAAGUGAUGCAUGUGUAAUGUUUCGCCAGCUAGAACCCUCUAGGCUUACGUGUCCGCUCUUGGGGGGAGAACGUGCCGCCGAGAACAAAAGCCACCAAGACGGUCAGCGACACCCAUCUUCCGGUAGUGCGUUUGUAUGGGAAACAAUGCUAGCAGCGUCGCACGACCGAUGAGAAUACAUAUCCGUACGUGCGUGCUGCGUCGGAUUGGGAAGGGUGCGGUUGGGAAGUUCUGGCGGGGUUAGGAUGCAACAGAACGGGUCAGACGGGACACGGCGAAUCGACUCGCAAGAGUGAAGGUGGCGCGCGUGGGUUUGAGCCAUCGCUAAAUACACGCGGUUGGCUCAUUUCGCUGACUUAGGGAACGUCGUGCAGUGAAAGUGAACUUGAAGAGACAUCUUAUU